CGGUUCGUUGGUUCGUUCUCGUUCGGCCAUUUUGAGAAUUAGUUUGGGAGUUGAGUUGAUAACUGGUUGAAAAUUUUUAAUAACUUCGUAAAUCUGUGAACUGCUGCGCUUUGCAAGUGUUUAAUUUCCUGUGGAUACUUUUUAUAUCGUAUGUCAAUCCAGAACCUCAACACAUUUGACCCCUUUGCUGAUGCAAUCAAGGGUUCUGAAGAUGAUGUUCAAGAUGGUCUUGUUCACAUAAGAAUUCAACAGCGCAAUGGUCGAAAGACCUUGACUACAGUGCAGGGGCUUUCUUCAGAAUAUGACCUGAAAAAAAUUGUCCGAGCAUGCAAAAAGGAGUUUGCUUGCAACGGGACUGUGAUCGAGCACCCAGAAUACGGUGAAGUGUUGCAGUUGCAGGGAGACCAGCGAGAGAACAUUUGCCAGUGGCUCACCAAGACUGGACUCGCUAAAUCAGACCAACUCAAAGUUCACGGUUUCUAAAGCAAAAAUGCAGAGAAAAUUCAAUUUUUUACUAAAUUCCUUACAAUCCUUCAAGUAGACAUUUAGAACAAAUUUUCCGUAACGGAUUAACUUGGUAUAGAAAUACAUUUUUACAAUCGUACUUUUUUAUUUUCCUCUUUGUCUUUUUUAUUGAAAUCCCAACUAUAACUGGAAGUUGAAUUUCCACUAUGUAUCCGCUUUACUGGAGGUAGUAUGUAUUUGGAUGCGAUCGACAUAUUUAGAGAAAAGUCGUAAAAAGCUAAAUAAGAAUGCAGUCUUUAGGCACAAAUGACAGAAUCGGCAAAAAAGUAACCUGUUUCCAUAGCGAAUGGUAUCCACUGUGCCUUUACGAUGGGGCUUUGGUCCGUCGCUGUCACAUGACGAUAUUUCACUACUCCAUAGUUUGCUGUAACGUUCUCAGUACGUACAUUAGAUCUAUCACAAUUAAUUGUGAUGCAUGACAUUUAUUUAUUCCUGUAUACCAUGUCUGUGAAUGAACAGUGUUGUAUAAAAUGCAAGUUGCUUUUUCAGUUGCAUAUUAAUUCCAGUAAAAAUGGUGUUAAACGCUAA
Messenger RNA from Macrosteles quadrilineatus (aster leafhopper), 1053 nucleotides. Its product is annotated as eukaryotic translation initiation factor eIF1. The transcript is spliced from 3 exons. Gene Ontology annotation, biological process: translational initiation. Gene Ontology annotation, molecular function: RNA binding; translation initiation factor activity; ribosomal small subunit binding. The coding region runs from base 151 to 483 and encodes 110 amino acids. Gene Ontology annotation, cellular component: eukaryotic 43S preinitiation complex. The record is from RefSeq and is a predicted model, not a curated record. NCBI's taxonomy places the organism in Eukaryota, Metazoa, Arthropoda, Insecta, Hemiptera, Cicadellidae.